Molecule: messenger RNA, 1837 nt
Organism: Microcebus murinus (gray mouse lemur)
Lineage: Eukaryota; Metazoa; Chordata; Mammalia; Primates; Cheirogaleidae
Gene: HOXB8
Product: homeobox B8
Biological process (GO): regulation of transcription by RNA polymerase II
Cellular component (GO): nucleus
Molecular function (GO): DNA-binding transcription factor activity, RNA polymerase II-specific; RNA polymerase II transcription regulatory region sequence-specific DNA binding
Source: RefSeq, a predicted model, not a curated record
CCUUUUCUAUUCCUGGAAAUCACAAAAAGUGUGGCGGCUUCGAGAUCUUCUUUGCCUUUUCUUUCUUUUCUUUUUUUUUUUUUUUCCUCCUCCUCCCUUUCCCUCUCCUUUCCUGGCGAGGGUGACUAGGAGCCGGCGAAUCCGCGUUUUUUUUCUCUCUCUCCCUCCCUUUCCCCCUCCCCACCCCCUCCCCAACAGCCCCCAACUACAGCCUCCGCCGCCGCCGCCGCCGCCUCAAAAUUCAAUAAAAUGAGCUCUUAUUUCGUCAACUCACUGUUCUCCAAAUACAAAACCGGGGAGUCCCUGCGCCCCAAUUAUUAUGACUGCGGCUUCGCCCAGGACCUGGGCGGCCGACCCACCGUGGUGUACGGUCCCAGCAGCGGCGGCAGCUUCCAGCACCCGUCGCAAAUCCAGGAAUUCUACCACGGGCCAUCGUCGCUGUCCACGGCUCCCUACCAGCAGAACCCGUGCGCCGUGGCGUGCCACGGGGACCCGGGCAACUUCUACGGCUACGACCCGCUGCAGCGCCAGAGCCUGUUCGGUGCGCAGGAUCCAGACCUGGUGCAGUACGCAGACUGCAAGCUCGCAGCCGCCAGCGGCCUGGGCGAGGAGGCUGAGGGCUCGGAGCAGAGCCCGUCGCCCACACAGCUGUUCCCCUGGAUGCGCCCUCAAGCAGCCGCCGGACGCAGGCGAGGCCGACAGACCUACAGCCGCUACCAGACCUUGGAGCUGGAGAAGGAGUUCCUAUUUAAUCCCUAUCUGACUCGCAAGCGGCGAAUCGAGGUAUCGCAUGCGCUGGGACUGACAGAGAGACAGGUCAAAAUCUGGUUCCAGAACCGGAGGAUGAAGUGGAAAAAAGAAAACAACAAAGACAAGUUCCCCAGCAGCAAAUGCGAGCAGGAGGAGCUGGAGAAACAGAAGCUGGAGCGGGCCCCGGAGGCGGCGGAGGAGGGUGAUGCGCAGAAGGGUGACAAGAAGUAGGCUCCAGCUGGGACUGCCAGGGCCGCGGCCUCCCGCACGUCCGCCGGUCCCCGACCGCGCCGCCGCCGCCCGCCCUCGCCCGAGCGAGCUCCGGCCCCGCGAGCGGAGCCAGGAGCCGAGCCUCCCGCCGCAGCGUCCCCGCCGCGCCAGUCCCCGCUAGUGGUAGUAUCUCGUAAUAGCUUCUGUGUGUGAGCUACCGUGGAUCUCCUUCCCUUCUCUUGGGGGCCGGGGGAAAAGAAAAGGAUUUUAAGCAAGGACUCCCUCGCCCUGCGAGGGUGAGCGGCCGAGGCCGGCUGAGCCCCCUCCCCCGCGCCCCGCCCCGCCCCGUGUAAAAAGCCUCCUUGUGCAAUGGUCUUUUUUUCCUUUGAACGUGCUUCUUUGUAAUGACCGAGGUACCGAUUUCUGCUAAGUUCUCCCAACAACAUGAAACUGCCUAUUCACGCCGUAAUUCUUUCUGUCUCCCUCUCUCUCUUCUCUCUCUUCUCUCUCUCUCUCUCUCUCUCUGGCCGCGUCCUCAUUUCCCCUCCCAACCCCUCUCUCCCCGCUGCCCUCCCUAGCUGGCUGGCUUUCUCUCUUGCUUCUCUCUUUUCCUCCCCCACCCCACCCCCUUUGGUUUGACAAUUUCGUCUUAAGUGUUUCUCAAAAGAGGUUGCUUUAGUUAGCAUGCGCGCUGUGGCCAAUUGUUAAAAGUGUUCUUAGGUUUACUGUGAAGAGAAUGUAUCCUGUAUCCGUGAAUUGCUUUAUGGGGGGGAGGGAGGGCUAAUUAUAUAUUUUGUUGUUCCUCUAUACUUUGUUCUGUUGUCUGCGCCUGAAAAGGGCGGAAGAGUUACAAUAAAGUUUACAAGCGAGAACCCGA